Gekko japonicus is the source of this 1629-nucleotide messenger RNA. RefSeq names its product leucine rich repeat containing 24 (gene LRRC24). Bases 1 to 1629 code for a protein of 542 amino acids. Gene Ontology annotation, molecular function: protein binding. The record is from RefSeq and is a predicted model, not a curated record. The transcript is spliced from 4 exons. NCBI's taxonomy places the organism in Eukaryota, Metazoa, Chordata, Lepidosauria, Squamata, Gekkonidae.
AUGGCCCCGGCAGAGGCCUCCCUGCUCACCCUCUGGCUGCUGGGGUUCGUGGCACUCCAGGCCCACGCGUGUCCCAUCACCUGCCGCUGCUACAGCAUGACCGUGGAGUGUGGCUCUCUGGGCCUCAAAGAGCUGCCCGGCAGCAUCCCCCCCUCCACCCAGACCGUCUUCCUCCAGGAUAACAGCAUCACGCAGAUCCACCAACAAGACCUGGCGCCUCUUUCGGGCCUCCAGUACCUCUACAUGCAGAACAACACCAUUUCGGCCCUGGAGCCCGGCGCCUUCCGCCACCAGGACCGGCUUCUGGAGCUGGCGCUGAACGGCAACCGCAUCCACCUCAUCAACAGCAGCAUCUUCAAAGGCCUGGAGCACCUGCGCGUCCUCUACCUGGCCGGCAACCAGAUCACCCGCCUGCCAGACUUCACCUUCUGUGACCUGGAGAGACUGCAGGAGCUUCACUUACAGGAGAACAGCAUAGAGGUUCUGGAGGACCAAGCCCUGGCUGGACUCUCCUCGCUGGCCUUGCUUGACCUCAGCAAGAACAACCUGCGCACCAUCAGCCGGAUGGCCCUGCGGCCUCUGAUCAGCCUGCAGGUGCUGCGGUUGACAGAUAACCCUUGGCGCUGCGACUGCUCUCUGCACUGGCUCAGUAGCUGGAUCAAGGAGGACGGGCAGCGGCUCUUGAGCCCCCUGGACAGGAAGAUUGUUUGCUCCGAGCCCCCGCGGCUGGCCUACCAGAGCCUGCGGGACAUCUCCGGCAACAGCUUGAUCUGCAUCCCGCCCGUCGUGCAAGUGGAGCCGCUGGAGAUGACCGCCCGCCUGGGAGACGACCUGCGUGUCUCCUGCCAGGCCUCCGGCUACCCGCAGCCGCUGGUCACGUGGCGCAAGCUGGCGCACUGGCGAGCGGGGGGAUCCAGGGCCAACGGUGCCCGGCUGCCCGGCGGAACCUUUGAGCUGAGCGAGCGCAGCGUGGGGGAGCGCUUUGAGCAGUCGGACACCGGCAGCGGGAUGCUCUUCCUGAACAACGUGACGGUGGCGCACGCGGGCAAGUAUGAGUGCGAGGCGUCCAACCCCGGCGGGACGGCCCGCGUGCUCUUCCACCUCAUGGUCAACCUGUCCCAGCAGCAGCAGCUGCAGCAGACGUCGCGGGGCUACCCGGCCUCCACGGACAUCAGCCAGGAGCCCCUCUACGACAUGGAGAGCAUGGACUUCAAUGCGCUCAGCAUGGCCACGCAGACGGCCAUCGCGGUGGCCAUCUCCCUCCUGGCGUUGGUCGCCCUCUUCCUGGUGAUCAUGAUCUACCGGAAGCACCGCAAGCGGGAGAAGGCCAAGAAGGAGGAGAACAUCCUCUACGUCAACGACUACUCCGACGGGCCCACCACCUUCGCCCAGCUGGAGGAGUACCGCGAUGAGAGGGGCCACGAGAUGUUCGUCAUCGACCGCAACAAGCCCCUCUUCGCCACCUACAAGGACCCUCAGGGCCUGGCAGGGGCCUUCCCCGAACAGCUGCAAGACCAAGCCACCCAGACCCUGGAAGGAGAAGAGGACGGCCCCCCGGAAGCCAACGAUCUUUUCGUCAACCAGGGACUGAUGUUCCAACCUCAGAUUGCAUACGAAAUCCACUGCUGA